This is a messenger RNA of Acaulospora morrowiae, 2247 nucleotides long. The record is from the annotation of a GenBank genome assembly. NCBI's taxonomy places the organism in Eukaryota, Fungi, Glomeromycota, Glomeromycetes, Diversisporales, Acaulosporaceae.
AUGGCCGCGAAGAGGACUGCACCAAAGACAGAACAAGAACAGAUGAACGAGAGAUUACAACGAUCAGAGAAUCUAUUAAAUAAACUCGAUGAAGAUGACUCGAAAUCGAGAAAAGUGUGCGGUGUUGACUACAUUGACUCGCUCGUGGAUGUCUUGGGUCUGAUGAAAAUCGAAUGGACAGGUCGAGCGUGUUAUAUCCGCACGAUGGACGGAAAAAAUAAUUCUGAGAAUAUCCUCGCAGAACCGCCACUGCCAUAUAUUUAUCUCUCGGAAAAUCCCGCCCCCGAAAUGGUCUCGCAUUUGGUCAAUCUCUAUUUUGUCCACGUUCAUCCGUACGUUCCAAUUAUACACAAAUCCGACUUUUUGAGUCGCCUUAACGACAAGAGUAAUCCGAACUCACCACUGCUACUUUGCUCCGUUUUGGCUAUGGGCGCGAGAUACUCUGAUGAUCCAAAUGUCCGUCUUGAUCCUGCGAAACCGGAGACUGCCGGACUUAUCUUUUAUAACAGAGCAAAAGAACUGCUGGAAGAUUUCAUGGAUGCGCCAAGACUAUCUACGGUGCAAUCGCAACUAUUAAUGCUAAAAUUCCAGGAGGGUAUCCGACGAUCAGGUUUCUUUUUUAGAAGUUGGUUAUGCUUUGGCCUCAUAAUUCGGAUGGCCCAAGCUCUGGGACUAGAUAGAAAUUACGAUAAAUGGGAUGCGCACAUAUCCCGGGCGGAUAUGAUUACUCGAAAGCGUGUAUGGCAAACUUGUUUCGUGUACGAUCAGUUUAUGAGUGGUGCACAAGGUCGAGAUUUUGCAAUAUCGUUGCAAACCGCGGGUAUUGAACUUCCUACAAAAGAAGAUUUCGAGGACGAGCAGGAACUGCAGAUUCAAACGGAUUUUGUGCAUUUUGUGCGCCUGACAAGAAUCCUCUCCGGCGUUAUAUCAAGUAUCGUGCCAGUGGGCUCCGGAUCUUCACAUCCAAACUGGUCAUCAAAUCCGAAGCUCCAAAUCCUAGACACGGCACUGGAUGCCUGGUCACAAGCAUUACCAUCGAGACUCCGGUGUCAACAGCCCGCCGACAAUAAUAAUGGCCUAGUACCUCAAGCUCCGUUCUCACACUUUGCUGGGUUCCUCAACAUUCUAUAUCACACGGUGUCCAUACUACUUCAUCGACCUUACAUAUCGAGCAUGGAUUACGGAAGGGUUUCUCAAAACAACGUAAAUCACGCGAAUAUAUGUACGAUGGCGGCAAAUAGCAUAUCACAAAUCUCGCAGAUAAUGAAUGAUCAAUGGGGAUCAUUUGUUUUUCAAUAUCCAAUUCGUGGGGGAAAUUAUGGGACAUAUUGUUUGGUGGCGGCUUCAAUGAUCCAUUUGGUCAACAUGUCUUCUCCUGAUCUGCGGUUCUCUCAACCAGCGCAUGACCAUUUUCUGUCGGCAUUGGAAGCCCUAAAGAUGUGCAUUGAGCAUAGUGCCGCAUGGGAUCUGCGCGAUAAAGUCCAGGCACUGGAAGCCGCGUUCCACGCACGCAAAACGUGUCAACCUUAUGGACUAAUAUUUCACCCUGGCUCACAUCCGGGAUCACCUGGAGCCAAUGUUCACAUGAAUCGACGAAGGCCUCAGAUGCCAAGGAGACGCACGAACAUGCCAAAUGUGCAAGAUUCAAAUGCACUGGCAGAUGAAAAUGGCAACUUAUUAUCGAACAGUUUUCCAGAUAAUUUUUCACAAUUUUCGCCACAAUCUUCAUCGCCACCACAUUUCCACGAGAGGUCUUUGUACAUGCUGACAGAAGAUUCGGACCAUAACACGCUCACCAAAAAUUUUGAGUUUAUCCCACCACAAGAUUCGAGGGACGAAAAUUCACUACUCACCACACCGAUAAGUCACAUUCCAAUGGCCGGACUCACCGGGCCAAUUGCCAAUCAGUUCAACCCGUUAAUCUCAUUGGAUAAUGCUAAACGACCAUUUGACGUGAACGGAUUAAGCGCCAAUGGAACAAUCUGGGAUCCGAAUUCAUUGUUUUUAUGGACAAAUACAAACGGACAACAUAUUUGGACAGAAAAUGGCGGAAUUAGUCCGUUAAGCGCAAACACCCCCAUAUCGGCCGCCUCGCCACCAGAAAAUCAAACACCGGAACAUGGAUCGCCAUAUUCCCACGGAUCUCCCGAAGGAUCAGCCGUCGACCCCGUAGUCGUGGCGUCCCAAAAUCAUGAAGAAGUUAUAUUAACCCCUGAAAGUGUAGCUUGGUACGGUACCACGGUUUAA